Rhineura floridana is the source of this 3726-nucleotide messenger RNA. It is a transcript of the gene SAC3D1, whose product is annotated as SAC3 domain containing 1. Lineage: Eukaryota; Metazoa; Chordata; Lepidosauria; Squamata; Rhineuridae. The transcript has 2 exons. The record is from RefSeq and is a predicted model, not a curated record. Gene Ontology annotation, cellular component: spindle; nucleus; centrosome. Gene Ontology annotation, biological process: centrosome duplication; spindle assembly. Bases 732 to 1784 code for a protein of 350 amino acids.
CUAGCCAAUGGCCAGUAGGAAUUUCACGACACAUCCGUAUCUACAAAGAUGAGGAAAAAGUUGAGAGAGACACUCCCACAGUCUGUAUGGGCAAUUUCCUGGUUCUCAUGGUGAUGGGGAGAAACCCGUAUUUAGAUCUUCCCCCGGGGUUCAAAUGAAAUCAGUGAAGAAAUCCGGGAUUUUAGCGCAUUUGCAAAGCGGCUUAAACCGCAACCCUACGGAAAGAUCCAGUUUCAUUUUAGUGGAAUAACGUACUCCCGAGUAGACAGGUAGAGGAUCGCGCAAUUCACGGCAGGUUUGUUCUGAUUUCAAAUGCCCCUGCCCAAGGCAAAUGCAACCCCCCCUGGCGCAAAUGCCAGCGCCAGCCUGGUCCGUGCCCAGCCCCAUGGCCGCUGGGGGGUGGCCGGCUGCCCCCGCCCCGCCCCCCGGUGGCAGCAAAGGCCCCGCCCCCCCAGUGCGACACCCGCACCAUACAUGGAAAGCGCGUGGCGCUCUCCCCCCCUUCCAAAAAUGUCCGGGGAACGGUAGCUUGUUCGUGGUGCUGGAACGCCGUGGCGAGCAAACUAUAGUUCCCAGGAUUGCUUGUCUGGGGAGUGGGUAAAGGCUUGGAUACCCGGUGCAGCCGAGCCACGCCGCCUUUCGUCGGAUCGGGCCGCUUGGAGGAAGCGCCUCUGCGCGCUUUGCUCCCCAGCCGCCGCCUCCCGCGGGCCAGCCUCUCCCCGUGGGGCGCGAUGGGGGGCGCGGAGGCAGCGGCCCCUUGGGGCACCUGCGCGGGGAUGUGCCCAGCCGAGGAGUUCUGUCGCCGGCGGCGGCAGGGCCGCUUGCACCGUCUGGAGCUGGACGCGGGGCGCGAGGCGGAGCCGGCGCUGGCCGUGAAGGAAUACUCGCGUCCGGCCGCCGGCAAGGCGCCCCCGCAGCCCGAAGAGCUGCGCCCGCCCGACGUGCUCUUGGCCACCGUGCGGCACCUGCUGGCCCUGGCCGAGGAAGAGGGCGAGGCCGGCGGCGCGGACCCCCCAGUUUCGCCCUGGGAGCGCGGCGCCUUCGUGGCCGACCGCCUGCGGGCCGUGAGCCUGGACGUGACGGUGCAGCGCCUCGCCUUGGCCCGGCCCUCCGCCACCGCCGCCCUCCUGGAGCGCUCACUCGUCUGCCUGCUCCACGCCGGGCACCGCCUUAGCGCGGAGCCGCCCGCCCGCUUCGACGGUCACCUCCACCACGCCCAAGCCCAGGAGACCUUCGCCGCCCUCCGACGCAUCUACCGUUAUGACGAGGCGCCCCGCGCCCAGCCCUGCUUCCAGGCCCUCUUCCUCCUCUACAACCUGGGCUCACCAGAAGCUCUCUGGCAGAUCUUGCAGCUCCCUACUGUCGUCCGAGCCUCCCCGGAACUCUCCACGGCCCUGGCAAUCCACUGGGCUUUCCUGGAGCGAAACUUUGCCCGCUUCUUCCGCCUUGCUCGGCGGCUGCCUUACCUGCAGAGCUGUGCCUUGCACCCCCACAUGGCGAGGGCCCGGCACCUGGCACUGCUGGCCUUCAGCCAUGGCUUCAGCGCCAGGAACUGCCGCUACCCUUUGGCUCGGCUGGCCCAGUUGAUCGCCACGGACAGUCUGGAGGCGGCUGCUGCGUUGUGCCAGGCACAGGGCUUGGCUGUGGUGGAGGGCGAGGUGGUCUUCCAAAAAGGCUCCUUCAAGGACUGCCCUCCUGCGGGGCAUCGGCGUUCUUGCCUGCUUGUGGACGCGAAGCGGGGGGAGUUGACUCUGUUGGAGCUUGCAGAGAGCAUCUGCAGCUGAUGGCACAUGGGGAGGGGGGCACAUGGCUGUGCUUAUGUGUUUUUGAGACAGAAAGGCUGGACGGCUCCUGGGCUAGCGUUCUCCUCCCUCCAGACUUGCCCGAGUGACCUACGCGCUCCUCCUCUCACUCAGCUGGACUGGGGCUGGUUCUCCAUGGGCAGCAGGACAAGAUGGGGAAAUGGGCUGGACGAGAGCCAGUGUGGUAUAGUGGUUAAGGUACUGGACUAGUACCUGAGAGACCAGGGUUCGAAUCUCCACACAGCCAUGAAGCUCCCUGGGUGACCUUGGGCCAGUCACUGCCUCUCAGCCUCAUGAAAACCCUAUUCAUAGGGUCACCAUAAGUCGGGAUUGACUUGAAGGCUGUCCAUUUUCAAUGCUCUAGAAAAGCCAGUGUGGCGUAGUGGUUAGAGUGUUGGACUACAACCUGGGAGACCAGGGUUUGAAUCCCCACACAGCCAUGAAGCUCACUGGGUGACCUUGGGCCAGUCACUGCCUCUCAGCCUCAGAGGGAGGCAAUAGUAAACCCCCUCUGAAUACCACUUACUAUGAAAACCCGAUUCAUAGGUUCGCCAUAAGUUGGGAUCGACUUGAAGGUAGUCCAUUUUCAUGCUCUCAUACAGAUGCCUCAGUUAAAUGCUUCCUUCUGGUUAAAAAAAAGAAGUCAUUGUAAACCAAGGGUGGGAAACCUGUGGCCCUCCUUUUGGGUUGCAACUUCUCCCAGCCCUGACCGUUGAUCAUGCUGGCUGGUGGUGAUGGGAGUUGGAGUCCAGCCACAUUUGGUGGGCCACCAUUUCAGGGGAGAGAGCCAUGUUAGUUUCAUGCAGCAAAAAAAAAAAAAAGGUUUUGUGGCACCUUGAGGUUCCCUUUCCCUGCUAGCCUAUACUUACAAACCUAGCACAUAUUUGAGAGAGGUUCCAGCAAAUAUCUUUUUCCCCUUGUGCUGGUUUCCUUAACACCAGGGAGUAUUGAAAAUGGUUCUCUGCCCCCUUUGUUGGCUGUAAUGGUGAGGUCAAUUCUACCACCAUAUUCUGCUGUUUGUGUUGGCCAGCCCCCCCCCCCCGCAUACCCUUGCUUUAGCUAAGGUGGUGUGUGGCCCAGGCUGCUGCCGGCCACAGCACCAUUUUCCACGCAUUUGGUCACCUCUACAUCCAUUUUCCCUCAAUGGAGCAAAUUUUGCAAGUAAUUCAGAAGGUGUUGGCAGAUCAUGAAGGCUCAGGGACACACACACACAGUGCAUUAUUAAAGCCAACAGUGAAAGAGGUGCAGAGAUGGCAACCAGAAGCCAUGGAGAACAGGACCGAGAGUGUCCAAAGACGUGGUCAGGCAAGGGUCUGCCUGCCUCUAGGUCAGCAUCUCUGUCUUUGGUGGGGGGGGCAAGAGAGAAACUGAGGCAGGCAGGCUUUGUUUUAAGAGAGACCCUUUUUCAAAGUCCAGCCAGGAAGCAGUGUGAGUUGCCUGAGGAGGAGAAAGCAUCUUCCACUGCAGGCAGCUCAUUUUGCUUCUCUGCAGUGCACUGAAGGGGGGCUGCCCUGGAAAUGCUUUGGCCUUCCCCACUGCUGGUAUGUGGACCCCCAGCCGCUUUCUCCCCAGGACAUGUGAGUCUCCUGGAUGAGGAGGGAUGUUUUCCAGCCCCUGCUGUAGUGACUAGCCUAUGGCACUCCAUAUGUUUCUGUAGUCACCAUGGCCAACAGUCUGGGGCGAUGGAGUUCAGCAACUUCUGGAGGGCCAGAGAUUCCCCACCCCGGCCAAAGAUGCACUUCCUACUAAGGAGGUGGCACAGAAGAGAAUUCAGCACCUCCCUUUCUUAGCAGUUUUUAAGACUUCUUUGUUGUAAUAUAUUUUAAAGUCUGCCUUUAUGAUGUUUUACAGUAUUUUUAGUGCUUUUGUUUGCCGCCCUGGGCUCCCACUGGGAGGAAGGGCAGGAUAUAAAUAAAAUAAAUAA